Messenger RNA from Closterium sp. Yama58-4, 1581 nucleotides. Lineage: Eukaryota; Viridiplantae; Streptophyta; Zygnematophyceae; Desmidiales; Closteriaceae. The record is from the annotation of a GenBank genome assembly.
AUGGCUGCUUCUGGCGUUCCGAGAGACAAAAUCGUGGUCGCCACUAAGGCGUUAUGUCCUCCUUGUAUGGCCGAUGGUGGAUUGACCCUCUCACCCUCUCCCCUUCCCCUCUUCCCUUCCUCUUUCUUCAUCAUUCCCCCCCCCUCUCCCUUCGUCUUCCUCCCCUCCCCCUCUCCUUCCUCCUCCCCUCCCCCUCUCCUUCCUCCCUCCUCCCCUCCCCCUCUCCUUCCUCCUCCCCUCCCCCUCUCCUUCCUCCCUCCUCCCCUCCCCCUCUCCUUCCUCCCUCCUCCCCUCCCACUCUCCUUCCUCCCUCCUCCCCUCCCCCUCUCCUUCCUCCCUCCUCCCCUCCCCCUCUCCUUCCUCCCUCCUCCCCUCCCCCUCUCCUUCCUCCCUCCUCCCCUCCCCCUCUCCUUCCUCCCUCCUCCCCUCCCCCUCUCCUUCCUCCCUCCUCCCCUCCCCCUCUCCUUCCUCCCUCCUCCCCUCCCCCUCUCCUUCCUCCCUCCUCCCCUCCCCCUCUCCUUCCUCCCUCCUCCCCUCCCCCUCUCCUUCCUCCCUCCUCCCCUCCCCCUCUCCGUCCUCCUCCCCUCCCCCUCUCCUUCCUCCUCCUCUCCCCCUCUCCUUCCUCCCUCCUCCCCUCCCUCUUUCCUCUCUCCUCUCUCUCUCCCCCUUCCGCCUCUUCCCCCCCUUUCAGGGCUCUCCCAGGUGACAGGCCCAUCAGCUCAGAUGACGUGGAUUAGAGGGGGCCCUGCUUCUCUCGACCCCGUUAAUAUCACAUCCGCCAUAGACACCAGUCUCCAGCGCCUGCAGUGUGACUAUAUCGACCUGCUACAGCUGCACUGGCCGGAUCGCUACGUGCCCAUGUUUGGCGACUGGGAGUUUGACCCGCGGUGUGACUAUAGCGAGUACAGCCCGUUUGAAGCACAGCUGGAGGCGCUGGGAAGGGCAGUGGAAGCAGGUGGGUCCGAGUGUUUAGGGAAUGAAGCAGGGAUUCCAGUUUUGUUUUGUUCGGGAAAUUUGUCUGCAUUAUGUGAUCUCCCAUCAGCAGACGCUGCCGCAUCAGCAGACGCUGCCACAUCACCCGACGCUGCCACGUCAGCAAACGCUUCCACGUCAGCGGAUGCUGCUACAUCAGCAUCAAUCGACACAGCACGUCUCCUGGCCCAAUCCCUGGAUCUCCACCAAGGCACCGAUUCAACAACCAGCAGCAACGGAAUCUUCCAGGAUCCUUCCUGGCGCUUAGUUAAGUACCGGAACCGGUACGCCGAGGCAGAGGGCAGGUACCCGAUCGGCACCCCCCGGGUGGCGACAGCUGUCAGGGCGUACGCUGACGUGGCGAGGCGGUUCCACGUGUCGCCGGUACAGCUGGCGCUGGCAUUUGUGCUGGCGCAUCCUUUUGUGGGGGCUGCAGUUGUGGGGGCAUCGUCUUUGGAGCAGCUAGAGGAGAUUCUAUCGGUUGUGGGAGAAGGGGGAGGAAGAGGGGGAAUGAAAGGGAAUGGAAGGGGAGAGGGGAUAGAGUUCACAGAGGAGAUGAGAGCAGCUAUUGACGCUGUUCAUGGUGUGCUUCCGAACCCCACUCCGUGA